Molecule: messenger RNA, 2450 nt
Organism: Cygnus atratus (black swan)
Lineage: Eukaryota; Metazoa; Chordata; Aves; Anseriformes; Anatidae
Gene: LIX1
Product: limb and CNS expressed 1
Exons: 6
Coding region: 461-1306 (281 amino acids)
Biological process (GO): autophagosome maturation
Cellular component (GO): cytoplasm
Source: RefSeq, a predicted model, not a curated record
UACAGCUUUACAUCUUAAUGAAGUAUUUCCUUAUAUUUGCAAUAUCUUCGUACACUUUGAGAGUCUUGGUGAGCAAAGGACUUUCUUUAUUCACUUGGUAUGAACCAGAGCAGUCUUUGUCGCAGCACAUCGUCAAUAACCUGAUGAAACAAACUUCUUUCUCGUCGUGAUUAGCUUCUCUCCCUGGCCUGUAGGUGGGUGUGUUUAACAAGGAAGGAGUAGGAAAGAGCCUGUCAGUCUGCCUUUACAGCUAAUUAGCUCAGCAUACCGCAAAGAUAAGCAGUCCGGGGAGGUGGACUCUCCGGAGGGUCGUGGAGGUUGAGGCAAUGCCUGAUUGGGAGACGUGGGGAAAUUCCUCAGGAAUCCAGCGCAUCAAUGAGCUGCAGAAAGUUGGUACAGGACUUGCCUGACUCAGGCAUGAGGGCAGCGUGUGGCUGCUUUCUGGAAAAGCAGAGCAGAGAUGGACAGAACCUGGGAGUCUCUGCAACUUGUAAUUGCCCACGUUCUGCCUCAUCGAGACCCUGCCCUGGUAUUUAAAGACUUGAAUGUCGUAGCAAUAUUGCAGGAGUUCUGGGAAAGCAAACAGAAGCAGAAGGCCAUAUUCCCAAGUGAAGGCAUCAUUGUGUAUGAAUCACUGAGCUCCCUGGGCCCACCAUUUGUGAGCUAUGUUACCUUGCCGGGAGGAAGUUGCUUUGGUAACUUUCAGAGCUGCUUAAGCAGAGCAGAAGCAAGGCGAGAUGCUGCAAAAGUGGCUCUCAUCAACUCUCUCUUCAAUGAACUUCCCUGUCGCAGGAUCACAAAGGAAUUCAUCAUAGAAAGUGUUCGGGAGGCUGUUUCAUCAACCAGUGGUAACCUAAAGGAUGCUGAUGACCCCAGUACUAGUAUUGGAGCCUAUCAUUACAUGCUAGAGUCAAACAUUGGAAAGACAAUGCUGGAAUUUCAGGAGCUGAUGAUUGUCUUUCAGCUUCUACACUGGAACGGAAGCCUUAAAGCCCUUCGUGAAACAAAGUGCUCCCGGCAGGAAGUAAUUUCCUACUAUUCCCAGUAUUCCUUAGAUGAAAAGAUGAGAAGUCACAUGGCCCUGGACUGGAUUAUGAAGGAGCAAGAAUCUCCAGGAAUUAUUUCCCAAGAGCUGCAAGUGGCUCUUAGGGAACUGGAGGAAGUCAGGAAAGCCGGGCAAGAACUGAGGUUCUACAAAGAAAAGAAAGAAAUACUGAGCUUAGCACUGAGUCAGAUCUACAGCGAUCAAGUUAUCACUUCUUCAUGGGAUGAUCAAAUGAGCUUGGCCCUACAUGGCUACCAGUAACCUUGAAGAAGGUGUUUGACUUCAAACUGUAACAUAUUUGUCUAGGUUGAAAAUACCCCAUGUGUAAAUUGGUAACAUUCUUUUCCAUGGAUGUUUUAAUUUCUGUAUCUAAAAGCACUGAUGUCUUUUUUGGUUUUCAUUUUUAUUUGGUGGAUAGAAAUAUUCUUCAGGUCACGCUGAAGCUACCACGAAUAUUCGAUGUAGUACUGGUACUAAGAUAUAUGUAAACCUAAAUGGAGACAAACCACAGAAAGGUUUUAUGGUACUCUGGAUUUUGAGUUCUGCAAAAAGGCUCUAUAUUCUCUUUACUGAAGAUGUAAAAUUGUUGUCAGAAACCUACAGACUGUUAGCAAUAAAAGACAAAAAGGGCAGUUUAGGCACUGGUGCCUUUUUACUCUCAGACUCCUUCACAGCAUCUGUGUGUCCUCUUGGCAGUGUUGAAGUUCAUUUAUUCUGUUUAUUCAAGGGUAGCAAGAAUCUUCCAAGCAGAAAAAAAAAAAAAAAGUUGCGCACAACUAUUACUCCGGAUUCAAUGUGCUUCAAAACACUGUUGCAGCCAACAAGAUGUUACAAAGCUGUAAAAACAUAAAGAUAAGCAAAAAUUAGUAGAGUAUGGACAAAAAGUGGUAUGUGAUAAUAGUCUGUCAGUCAGACUUUUUCUUUAUCUGCCUUUUCAAAGAGAUUUGACUUACUUGCACUGCAACAAAUGCCUACUGAGAUUCAAGAUCUUUCCUUUCCCCUUUCUGACUGUGAACAUAAUUCCUCUGCCAGAAGGUGCUGCUCCUGGAGCAAAGUCAGCAGCAUAUGACUGCAUCAGGCAAGGGCUCAUAAUAACCGGCAUGUUAUUUUAGCAGAUGAUGAAGGCAGAAAGGUGCUAAGACACUGGACAACUAAUCUGAGCUAAUUUCUUUCUAAUUCUGCUUCCCAGAAGCUUCUGCCAGAAGAAUGGACACCUGGCAGAGCUGUAAUUUAAAUCAACCCAGUAGUAUCAGAAGUAAUUUGUAGCAUUAUUACAAUCUAUUUUGAAUGUUGUAUAUUGUCACAUAAAAGAGCCAAAUAGUUCAACUGGAAGAGAAACAGGCUGGGAAAAAAACAUUUUUGUCCCUUGUGGAAGUGGGCACACAACUAUGUCACGUCUCAUAUU